Messenger RNA from Plodia interpunctella (Indianmeal moth), 3473 nucleotides. RefSeq names its product picot (gene Picot). Gene Ontology annotation, biological process: transmembrane transport; monoatomic anion transport. Bases 270 to 1829 code for a protein of 519 amino acids. Gene Ontology annotation, cellular component: membrane. Gene Ontology annotation, molecular function: transmembrane transporter activity. The transcript is spliced from 11 exons. NCBI's taxonomy places the organism in Eukaryota, Metazoa, Arthropoda, Insecta, Lepidoptera, Pyralidae. The record is from RefSeq and is a predicted model, not a curated record.
GGCUAAUGGCUUAAAAACAAGGCUGGCUCGGUGUUGCGUGACAGUCGACACCAACCUUCGCGGCGAGACGCGGCAUGCACCUGCGAGCAUGACGAUCUGACGCGCGCGUAAUCACACGUACCUGAAAAUUCAAAUUUUAAAACGUUCUAAAUGUUAACACCAAUAAAAAAUAUAGGCCAGAAAUAAAGUGCCAGUGUCGCAACAUUAAAAUUUUGAUUUUUAAUAUAUUUUUUAUUUUUUAUUUGCGAUUUGUUAAUUCAUUAGUGAAAAUGGGGUUGAAACCUGAAGAAGAUAAAAGGCCCAGCAAGUUGGCUAUUAUGGAGGAUGAUGAGCCGAGCCCACAAAGUGGUCUCGGCACGCGACACUUCGUCACCUUCAUGCUGUUCCUCGGCAUGGCCAAUGCCUACAUCAUGAGGACCAACAUGUCUGUAGCCAUCGUCGCUAUGGUCAACCACACGGCUUUGCCCGUCGUCGCGGAGGCUGUCGACACGGAGUGUGGAAACGUCGAUCCAAAUAACACUAGCUCAGCGGCAUCGCAGGACGGCCAGUUCCUCUGGACUUCGACACUACAGGGUUAUAUUCUCUCUUCCUUCUUCUACGGUUACGUCCUUACUCAAAUCCCCUUCGGCGUUCUCUCUAAAAGGUACGGCGCUCGGCUGUUCCUGGGCGUGGGCAUGCUGAUCAACUCAGUGUUCGGUCUCCUGGUGCCGGUGGCGGCCGAGGCCGGCGUCGAGUGGCUUAUCCUGGUCCGGUUCAUCCAGGGAUUGGGCGAGGGACCAAUAGUUCCGUGUUCUCACGCUAUGUUGGCUAAGUGGAUCCCACCCAACGAGAGAAGUCGGAUGGGUGCAGCUGUAUAUGCUGGAGCCCAAUUCGGCACAGUGAUCUCCAUGCCCCUGUCAGGCUUGCUGUCAGCCUACGGUUUCUCGGGCGGCUGGCCUUCCAUAUUCUACGUGUUCGGCCUCAUCGGCACGGUCUGGUGUGUGGCCUUCCUCCUCUUCGUCUCCGAGGACCCGGAGCAGUGCAAGAAUAUCAAGGAGAAUGAGAAGAAGUACAUUCUUAGUUCGCUGUGGGGCGCUGCUGGAUCCAGUUCACCACCAAUCCCAUGGAGCAAGAUUCUGAUGUCGAUGCCGUUCUGGGCGAUCAUGUUGGCGCACAUGGGACAGAACUACGGCUACGAGACCCUCAUGACGGAACUGCCCACCUUCAUGAGACAAGUGCUGCACUUCUCCAUCAAGGAUAACGGCUUCGUAUCAGCUCUCCCGUACCUGUGCAUGUGGCUGUUCUCCAUGUUCAUCUCAGUGGUGGCGGACUGGAUGCUGGCCAGCGGCCGCCUCAACCACACGCAGGUCCGGAAGCUCAUCAACAGUAUCGGUGAAUACGGUCCGGCCAUCGGUUUGUUCGUGGCGGCCAACACGGGCUGCAACCCGGCGGCCACGGUCGCCGUCCUGGCCAUCGGCGUCGGGCUCAACGGCGGUAUUUACUCGGGUUUCAAGGUGAACCACCUGGACCUGUCGCCGCGGUUCGCGGGCAUCCUGAUGUCGUUCACCAACUGCCUCGCCAACCUCACGGGGCUGCUGGCGCCCAUCGUCGCCGGAUACAUCAUCGAGGGCCGGCCCACACAAGCACAAUGGAGAAUAGUGUUCUACAUCGCGGGUGGGGUCUACAUUUUCUGUGCAACAUUCUACAACAUAUUCGGCUCCGGUCAGAGACAAGAUUGGGACAACCCGGCCGAAGACGAAGCUAUAGCGAAAAAGGCAGCCGACAAGAAGGCCGCCAAAAUCGAGAAAAAGGCGGCAAAGAAUCAAACUCAAGCGGAAACAGCGCAAUAACGGGCAUUAAAAAGUUUACAACGCUAUACAAACAAUACUGGCAGUUAACUAAAUACAAAUAUUUAACUUUUAUAAAUACAAAUAUUUAACUUUUUAAUUUUCAUAAAUACAAAUAUUUCACUUUUUAAAAUAAGAACCUAUUCGAACAUUUUUAAAUAGAUUGUUUAGAUUUAUGUCGUCAAACAUAAUAAUAACUAUUGUUAAAUAUUCAUUUUAGGUUGUGUUUGUUAAGCGUUACAAAUCCGAUUGGAGUUUUAGCUAUUUAUGUAGAUGAAGGCUUAUAGCUUAUGUUUUUGUUUAAGAUAUUUUUUUUUAUAAAUUCCUCACAUUAUCUUUAUGUUAUGUUCUAUCUAAGAUUAGUUUUGUAUAAUUUUUUACAGAUUCAAAAAGAAUAUUUUAUUUGAGUGAUACAGUUUUGUAUCGAUUGUUAUCUUUACAGUAGUACUUUAGAUUUUAAUUUGAUAUAUCGAACUUCUAUCUUUUUAAUUUGAAUAGCGCGCACAUCAAUAGGGCUGUGAUAAUCUUCGUAAAGUUGUAGCAGCACUCCAAUCGGAUAGACUUUUCAGUGACUCGUUGAUUAUUAAUUAUAUAAUUUCUAUUACCAAUAAAGUAUUUUAAAUAUGUGAUGAAUGGAAGGAAAACUCGGGUCCAAGGGUAUUAAAAUGUUACCGUCCUUUGCCAGUGACUAUAAAACAUUUUUGUGGCAUAAAAAAGAAAUCGUGUCAUUUAUUUUUGUCGUUAAAAAAUAGUGCCAUCGUUUCAGAAUUUGCAUUUGAAAACUUUCAUUAACUCGAAUAACCGACAAAAUUAGAAAUGUUUAAUAUUAAUUGUUAAUACCAAAACUAAUUAUAUUCAUAGACUUAAUGGAAACUGCUCAAAAAAAAAAGUGAAUUAGGCCCGACAGAUUAAAAAAAAAAUCAUUUUGUCUAUGAGUGAGUUAGUGCCAAACGGUAAUUUUGUGUUGUUAUUAAUUUCGCUGCAAGCGAGUUGUUGCAUUAGAUAAGAAUUUUAAAUGUUUUAUUUGAUUAAGACUACUAUUUAUGGAUUUAGUUAUAGUUUAUGUGACGUCAUCAGUCGCUGCAAGCCCAGGAGCUAAUGUGAUCAUUCUGUUUUUUAAGUUAGAUUUUAAAAUAAUAUAAUUUAAGAUCAUAGCCGUAGACAACCUGCUGACAAACGAAGAAAAUUAAUACUGGCCACACUUAACUCGAGCGAUAAAUCAAUAAACAAAUCGAGCUACGAAACGCAGCAUUAUUUUGAAGUUCUAUCAUAUCUUUUCGAGUUUUCUAGUAGCGACACGAUUGUUCGAACACGCAUUUAUAACGUGUUUAAUCUUAAUCAGUCGAAUUGAAUUAAGCGUGGCCAGUGUUAUUUUUAAUAUGGAAUUGGAAACUAGUAUUUGAGCUUCCCAUUUACUAAAAAAAAAUCAUUUGAAUUAAAAAAAGAACUAAAUAUAAUCAAAUAAUGAAAUCACUUGUUUAUGUUACAACCUGUGCCUAGUAGGUAGGAGUACAAAAGUCCACGAAUUAAUUAGAAGCGUUGAACGCAACUAUACCGAUACAAUUUUUAGUAAUUUUGGAUACAUCAAUUUUUGUAUUUGCCCUCUUGUAAGAUAAUAAGUUGGAAUACAAAAAUGUUAUAGAAUCA